AUGGCGGCCACUACAGUGGAUUCAAUACAGGUAGACGUGCCCAACAGCGAUGAGCUUAACAUCAAAAAACAGCACGAUGCUGGCGCUGUCGACGUCGAGGCCGUCGAGCUCGAAAAGACAUACUUCAGCAAGCUGUCCGUGUGGCUCAUGAUCCUCUUCUCGGGCCUGGCCAUCGGCUCCGACGGCUACAACGCCGCCGUCAUCGGCAACCUGCAGCUCAUCCUCGUCCUCAUCUACCCCGAGGCCUUAACCAAGGACAUCCGGCAGCGCCUCUCCAACGCCUUCCUGGUCGGCAUGAUCGCCGGCAUGCUCCUCUUCGGCGCCGUGGCCGACCAGCUGGGCCGCAAGACGGGCGCCGUCGCCACCACGGCCAUCCUCGUCGUCGGCAUCGCCCUCUCGGCCGGCGUGACGGGGCCCGACCCCGCGGGCCUCUUCUGGAUGCUCAUCGUGGCCCGCGGCGUCGCCGGCGUCGGCGCGGGCGGCGAGUACCCCGUCGCCGGCGCGGGCGCCGCCGAGGCCACCGACGAGACGGCCGCGCACCGCCGCCGCCGCGGCUUCAUGUUCGCCAUGCUCGCCGACCUGUCGGCCAGCCUCAGCUACGUGGGGCCGGCCUGGGCCACAAUGUACGGCGUGGUCUGGCGCGUGUCCUUUGCGCUGGGCGCCGCCCCGCCGCUCGUCAUCUUUUGGUUCCGCGUCCGCAUGGCCGUGUCGACGGCGUACCGCAGGUCGGCCAUGCGGCGGCAGCGGACGCCAUACGCGCUCGCGCUGCGCCGCCACUGGCGCCCGCUGCUGGGCUGCUCGGCCACGUGGUUCCUGUACAACUGGAUCAGCAUUCCGUUCGGCAUCUUCAGCGCGACGGUCGUCUCGCGGUUCAAUACGGGCGGGAGCCUCGUCGAGACGCUGGGGUGGGGCGUCGCCAUCAACUGCUUCUACCUCCCGGGCCCCUUUAUCGGCGGCUACCUGUCGGACAAGAUCGGGCGCCGCAAGACCAUGGCGCUGGGGUUUGGGCUGCAGGCCGUGCUGGGCUUCGUGCUGGGCGGGGCGGCCGAGUCCAUCCAGUCCGUGUUCCCGCUGUUUGUGGUCAUGUACGGCGUGUUCCUGACGCUUGGUGAGGUCGGCCCGGGGAGCACCGUGGUCAUCACAUCUACCGAAUGCUUCCCGACUUCGAUCCGCGGCCAGAUGAUGGGCCUCGUCGCGGCGUGGUCCAAGGCGGGUGCCGCCAUCGGGACCGAGGUAUUCACCGCAAUCCUCAACGCGUACGCCGACGACCCCGCCCAGGGAAACAAGACGGCGUUCCUGAUCGCGUCUGGCUUUGCCGUGAUGGGUGCCCUGAUUGCGCUCUUUGUCAUCCCAGAAGCCUCGCGCAGCCUGGACGACCAGGACCGCGAGUGGAAAAAGUACCUGGCCGAGAACGGGUGGGAGGCAAAAUGGGGCGACGACACGACCCGAGACCCGAGCGGGGUUGUGCUUGGAACCGUCAGAUCCUAAAAAGCCGGAACAAUGUCUGCUGCCAUACAGGGCC
This is a messenger RNA of Gaeumannomyces tritici R3-111a-1, 1522 nucleotides long. RefSeq lists its product as hypothetical. The coding region runs from base 1 to 1488 and encodes 495 amino acids. Gene Ontology annotation, molecular function: carboxylic acid transmembrane transporter activity. Lineage: Eukaryota; Fungi; Ascomycota; Sordariomycetes; Magnaporthales; Magnaporthaceae. Gene Ontology annotation, cellular component: plasma membrane. The record is from RefSeq and is a predicted model, not a curated record. Gene Ontology annotation, biological process: transmembrane transport; carboxylic acid transport. The transcript is spliced from 3 exons.